AUGGAGGACGCACCGCCCACGCUCGAAGAGGCCGCCCCUGCGCUGCCGCUGAUCCCCGUGACGAUCCUGUCGGGCUUCCUGGGCGCGGGCAAGACGACGCUGCUCAAGUUCAUCCUGCAGGCGCAGCACGGCAAGCGCAUCGCCGUGAUCGAGAACGAGUUCGGCGACGAGAUCGGCGUCGAGAGCCUCGUGGCCAAGGACGGCGCGGGCGACGACGCGCAGGUCAUGGACGGCUUCUACGAGCUGAGCAACGGCUGCGUGUGCUGCUCCGUGCGCAGCGACCUGGUGAACACGCUGGAGAAGCUGCUGGAGCGCCGCGACCGCUUCGACUACAUCCUCGUGGAGACCACGGGCAUGGCGGACCCGGGCAAGGUGGCCAGCAUCUUCUGGGUGGACGACGAGCUGGAGGGCCGCAUCUUCCUGGACGGCAUCGUCACGCUCGUGGACGCGCCGCGGCUCGACUUCCACCUCGACCACCCGGACACGCAGCGCGAGGCGGCGGCCCAGCUGGCCUACGCCGACAGGAUUCUGCUCAACAAGGGCGACCUGGUGCAGGACAAGGACAGGAGGCGCGAGAUCGAGCAGAGGGUCAGUCAGGUCAACGGCGUGGCUAGCGUGCACUGGACGGAGCGCUCGCGCGUUGACUUGGACGACAUCCUGAACAUUAAGAGCUUCACGACAAGCAGGGCGGAGCAGGUGGAGAAGGAGCUGCACUCGCUGCUCUAUGCUGGAGAGGAGCACGACCACGAGAAGUGCAACGACGAGCACCACGACCAUACUACGCACACCGGCGGCAUGCAGACGACGUGCGUGAGGAUUCGCGACGGCCCGCUCGACCACGACAAGCUCGAGAGGUGGCUCGGAGAGCUCCUGUGGGAGCAAGAAGAUGAUGAAAUCAAGGAUGCUGCAGCGAAGCACCAGAAGCUCUUCCGCGUGAAGGGCGUCGUGGCAGUAUCUGGUGAACCCAAUAAGUUCAUCCUGCAGGCGGUGCACGAACUGUUUGAGGUGUAUGCGUCGGAAGAACGCUGGACGGAAGACGAGCUUAGUGUCAUGGAAGGUCGCGUCACGCAGGUGGUAUUCAUCGGCCUCCACUUGCGUAAGAACGAGUUGGAGGCAGGGCUGCGCAGUUGUGUCGUUGACGACAAUUAG
This is a messenger RNA of Phytophthora sojae, 1149 nucleotides long. RefSeq lists its product as hypothetical. Gene Ontology annotation, cellular component: cytoplasm. NCBI's taxonomy places the organism in Eukaryota, Oomycota, Peronosporomycetes, Peronosporales, Peronosporaceae. The record is from RefSeq and is a predicted model, not a curated record. The transcript has a single exon. Bases 1 to 1149 code for a protein of 382 amino acids.